AUGGAGAUGCUGAGCCAGCUGAAACAGGACGCGCACGUGGGAGACCUCAGGGGGGCGGGGGGCGGUGACCUCCGCCACCGCAGAUACUUAAACCCACUUGCCCCACCAAACACAGACCUGGCCGAGUUCCAGAAACGCCAGAGUCGGGGCCACCUCAGGGAGAACCUGAAGCUCCUGACGGAGGCGCGAAGCCCCGUGGCCGAGACUGUCACCCAGCAGAUCCUGCGGCAGAACCGUGGUCGCAAGGCUUGUGACCGGCCGGUGGUCAAAGCGAAGAAGAAGAAGGCGGAGGGCAUGGUGUUCACGGAGGAGGACUUCCAGAGGUUCCAGCAGGAGUAUUUCGGCAGCUGAGACCCAGCCCGGAGGGGGCAGCCUGGCACAGACACCCCGCACCUGCCCUGCUGCUGACCGUGGGCGUGGGCCCCGAGGCCCCCCCAGCCUGAUGACGAGGGUGUACCCGGGGCCUA
Messenger RNA from Sorex araneus (European shrew), 467 nucleotides. RefSeq names its product active regulator of SIRT1-like. The record is from RefSeq and is a predicted model, not a curated record. The coding region runs from base 1 to 351 and encodes 116 amino acids. The transcript is spliced from 2 exons. Gene Ontology annotation, cellular component: nucleolus. Gene Ontology annotation, molecular function: enzyme binding. NCBI's taxonomy places the organism in Eukaryota, Metazoa, Chordata, Mammalia, Eulipotyphla, Soricidae.